Messenger RNA from Uranotaenia lowii, 4991 nucleotides. It is a transcript of the gene TBC1D16, whose product is annotated as TBC1 domain family member 16. Gene Ontology annotation, biological process: activation of GTPase activity. Bases 739 to 3120 code for a protein of 793 amino acids. Gene Ontology annotation, molecular function: GTPase activator activity. The record is from RefSeq and is a predicted model, not a curated record. The transcript has 8 exons. Gene Ontology annotation, cellular component: early endosome. NCBI's taxonomy places the organism in Eukaryota, Metazoa, Arthropoda, Insecta, Diptera, Culicidae.
UACAUGCUAGCCGUGGGCAAAAAUGUCAAAGUUAGAUCAACCUUCCCGUAGAAUGUCGGUGUCGUCCGCCUGGACUUAUUAGUUUCUGUGUUUUCUCGUCAGCUAAAGAUAGCCUUCUUGUAAGGGACUGUCGUUUGUCGUUUGUUGGCCACAUUCUUCCGAAACCACAUAAUAGUUUAUGGCUCCAGAAGGCAACCAUAGUGGAAAGAAAAGGUUCAAAUAGUGACGACGCUCAAUACACCCCUUAGCAGUGAGUAUAUGCUAAGUGACGACAUAACAAGGCUAGAGGGCAGCAGAAAAAAAUUAAUCAAUAAUCGCGUUAGUGAAAAGUGCUCGCUGACAAGUGCAAAACAAACGAAAAUUGCUUAUUACACGGGGAAUUCAUAGUUUAAAAUCCAUUCGACAAGAUGCAAAUAGAGGAUAUCGUCAUUAUGCGUUUUUAAAUUGUUUUAGAAGCUACCCGAGUGAUGUGAUCGAAGCAACCUAGUUGAAACCACGCACGCAAUCCAUCAUCUAGCGUGCAGAGGCGUUAAUAAAUUAGUGCUGCAAGUUUUCCGCAGUCCCAGCUCAGUGGUGUUAACCUAAUUUUUGUGAAUCACGAAGCCUACUGCUACUAAAUAUUUCAUUGUCUGCGGUUGAUCAAAUUAAACCAUUCUGUUUUUGAAACAAAAGUAGAAAAAACAUCUGAAGCAAACAAGGAUUACCCGAACAGCGCGAAGCGUAACAUAAGUUCCCAAAAUGCCGAUCGUGAACAUUUUAAAGCGUGCCUCAAGCUACAUCCUGGGCAGUGACGAGGACACCGAAGAGGGCAACGAACUGGUGUACGAGGAUAACGAGGUCCUCUUCUGUAAAAACAACAUUUGUGUCCAUCCGCCAGCGGUUGUUCGUCAGGAAUCGGACAUCCUUCACUAUCCCGGUUAUCUCACCGUCACGACAAAAACCUUCAUAGAUCAGUAUAACAAUGCCAAGCGACCGACCCUGUUUCUCACUUGGAUUCCUAACUCGACGUUGAGGAAAUGUCCCUCGACGGUUGAAAACGGUGGAUUUUUUCGAGGUGGCAGUUUGAGUGAAACCAAAUUGAAACAGCACCAGCAACAGGAACAGCAAAAGCUAGAACUACAACAAAAAGCUGCCGAAAAGGUAGAUGUGGUUCCGAUUCCAGAGAAACCAAUCAGCGAAAAUCCAUUCUUAGCCACCCUAAAGCUGGCCAACACAAAUCCGUUCCUGGAACCGUACAACGAAUCCAUCGCACAGGCAUCGAGCGACAGUAAGUCCAUGAACUGUUCCGACUACUCCGAAACCAUCAGUAUCAGCUCGAGUUCAGACAAGGCCAGUCUUUGCAACAGCACCGAAUACAAUCGUGACGAUGUCCACGAUGAUGAGGACGACGAAGGUGUCAUCACAUCCGAAACUCACCACUCGUCCAGUAUCAUUGAGGAAACGGCCGAAGAUCGCGAACUCAAGACGGAACUACAACCACUGAUCGAGUCGGAAGAAUCAGCCAAACCGGCUACCAUGAUCAAGGUUCUCCCGUCGCAGACUUCGCUGACCUCGGUCAAUAUCACCAUCGCCAGCCCACACAUCCAGAACGUUGACAUUUCACCACCGGAAUCGGCACUGCCACACAACGAACGGUUCAUGCGAUCCCUUUCGAUUUCGUCACAGGACGAAAACAAUCCCAACUGGAUGUCGCCGGAGCUGUUGGCUUACAAACACAAUCUGGCGUUUCCGGAAAGUGCAUCCGCUUCGCCGAUCGUCAGCAGGAAGACGCCGCUCAAGUGUAGACGAUUCUCCGUCGAUCUGAGCCAAAUGCGAGCUUUGCGAUUGUUCUUCAAUGACGAAAAUUGCACCUCCGGGCAGCUGGUGAUUGCAUCCAGAGAAUCUCAGUACAAGAUCCUUCACUUUCACCAUGGAGGGCUAGACCACCUGGCACAGGUUCUGCAUCAAUGGCACUGUCUACUGCACAACAUCAAAUUGGCACCAGGUCAAGAUGAACCAAACCUGCCCUAUCGGCAGUUCAUGGUGUGUCGACCUGAGGUUCGCAAGGCCGAACUCCACCCGGAAGAGGGCAAGGUGAACAAAAUUACUACUGACUAUUUCUACGGAACAUUGCUCAACGAGAAGGGUCAGAUCGAGGACGAUCUUCAGCUGAGGAAGUGUGUAUUUUUCGGGGGCUUGGAGAAGAGUCUUCGUAAAACGGUGUGGCCAUUCUUGCUACACUGCUACAGUACUAAUUCAACCUUCGAGGAUCGUGCAGCCCUGGCCGAGAUUCGUCGGCAAGAGUACGAGGAGAUCACCAGACGGCGACUGUACUCGAUGUCUCCGGAGGCACAGGCUCAGUUCUGGCGCACCGUACAAUGUGUCAUCGAAAAGGACGUCAUCCGAACCGAUCGGGGCAAUCCGUUUUUCGCCGGGGAAGAUAACCCGAACAUUGAUACAAUGAAGAGCAUCCUGCUGAAUUAUGCUUUCUACAACCCGGGAAUGUCCUACACACAAGGCAUGAGCGACCUGCUGGCUCCAGUUUUGUGCGAGAUCAAGAACGAAGCGGAAACAUUCUGGUGCUUCGUUGGUCUGAUGCAGAGGGCCAUCUUUGUGUGCACACCGACCGACAACGACAUUGACCGGAAUUUGUGUUAUCUGAGGGAAUUGAUACGACUGAUGGUUCCUAGCUUCUACAAGCACCUCCAAAAGCACACCGACGCAAUGGAAUUACUGUUCUGCCACCGUUGGAUCCUAUUAUGCUUCAAACGAGAAUUCACCGAAGCCGUCGCCAUCCGAAUGUGGGAAGCGUGCUGGUCCAACUAUCUGACCGACUACUUCCAUCUGUUCCUGUGCCUGGCAAUAAUCGCCGUCUAUGCGGACGACGUCAUCGCCCAGGAUCUGCGAACCGACGAAAUGUUGCUGCACUUCAGUUCACUCGCGAUGUACAUGGAUGGUCAGUUGAUUCUGCACAAGGCCCGCGGAUUGCUGCAUCAGUUCCGUCAGUUCCCGAAAAUCCCCUGUACCCUGUCAGGAUUGUGCAAGCGAUGCGGCCCCGGAAUGUGGGACUCGGGCCAUCACCCGUCGAUCGAGUGUAUAGGACACUUGGACCACGAAACGUGUGCGUUGGCAAUGGAUUGAAGAUGUUAUCGAACGGACACCACCAGCUAGGAGAUGGAUUACGAGGCUGCACCAGUUAUGAUCUGAUAUACAUGUAAACCAAGCUUUAUUAUGUUUAGUUUUAGCGUUACAUAAAAUAGCAAAUAAUGUGAUUAUUAAGCGAAAAAUAGCUUUCUUUUAAAGGUAUAGUUAUAUUUAUUGCUUACGAAAUAAGAGCGUAUAUAGCUGGUAAGGGAAAUAUUUUACCUUCACGGAGAACAUUCCAAUUCGAGUCUGCUUAAUUACUAUAUUAGUAAAGAUGAUUAUUUAUCGUUCACUAAUUAAACAGAUGUUUAUCUUCAGUAUAGAGGGCGAUCGAGAAAUAUCUUGCAAUGCAAUCAAUCAAAAACAGACAAACACAUUAUCGCUACUCCUGAAGGAACAAUAACUAUAAUGUAAUUAAUUGAGCUAUGCUUACACGCCGCUAGGUAGCAUCCUUAACAGCAAAUAAAUACUAAGGUCACAAUCAAAAUUGAACACUAUCCUCGGAUUAAAAUCUUAAUAACAAAAACACAAACAGACAAACAGCAAUCAAAAGUGCUUACCUUUGGCAUAGCUGACAGUGUAUUUUAAGUUUGCGCAAAACCGAACAAAAAAUCCAAUUACACGAACAACAACCCAAAGCUAAUGACAGAAAUUAUACAAUAGUCUGGUAGAGCAGCAAAUAAAUACCUAUAAACGAUACAGUAAACCAAAAAAAACGACAUAUUAUAGUAGAGGUAUAUUCCAGAGAAAAAAACCAAACCCUUAAAGAGCAACGGUAAAUUUUAUCAGAAAAAUUUAAAAAGAAAGUUUAUACUUACCAUAUUGUUGGAUGUUACUUCUUGACAUGUAUUUACACAUAGACACACGAGAAAAGUAAAAUUUUAUAACCAUUAUGUGCUAUAUAAUCUGUAACGGAUUCUGUCGUCGUUGGUGGGUCAUCAGAAAAGAUUGCUUACACCGUAUAUUAGUUUUUUUUUAGAGAAAAAUCUUAGAAACCGCUGAUUGAGCUAGAACAAAAAAUAAAUAAAAAGGACGAAGACAUAGUAUAUGCGAGACUAAAUUUGGUGAUUUGAUUACCAACUAUUAUAAAUAUGAACAGAAAUAUUUCGCCAUAUCAUUAUAAAUUUCUUAUAAUUUAAAAUAUUUACAGCACUGACAUCUGGUGAUUGAUCUCUUUAUCGAGCGUAGGUACCUACUAAUAUUUUCGUUUGGGGAUACUUUCAUUAGGUUCUUGGAAACAAAUUUCCAAGGAAUUUACAAUAUUUACUUUUUUCAAAAAUUGAAUCACCAAAUACAUCUCGAAAGUGGUUUCAGUUACCUUAAUAUCUUUCGAAAACAGCUUAGCUCAACGCGACGACUUUGGAGAAAAACAAAAACACACUACCUAUUUAUCGGUUCAGAAUAGAAUCUAUAGAAGCCAAGGCUUAAGCUCUAGACAAAUGAACUAUCUUUGUAGACAAAUGCUUAUUUCUAAAAGUCCAUCACAAACCUUCAACACAUACACACACAAUAGCAAAAACACAAAACUACAAGCAAAAACAAAUUAACAGAAAAACCAACUUAUGACGAUCGAAUUGUAAUAUUAAAUUGAUUCCCAAAGAUAACGAAACUACUGAAUAUAGCAGAAGCAGAUAGGAGAUGGGACAACACGAUGUGGAAAAUCUCAAUUUUACUAGAAUAUCAAACAAAUAAAAAUUCUAUGCUCUGUGAACGAUUUUCUGUUGUCAAAAUGGGAACGCCGUAGAUGGUUAACUUGUAUAAAUGAAAGCGGAAGUGUUAUCUAUAUAAUAAGAAAUGGAGAGUUGUCUCACGUUAUGGUACUGUAUAAAGGAAAACAAGAAGCUUCAAAUAAAGUCUACCAGACACAA